AGUUUAGCCUAAACUCAUGGAAUAUAACGUUACUUACCGUUGCCUUUCUUUCUCCUUGAUCUGUGCUCUUAGCUUGAUUACUGGACGGCUGCUUGAUUUCUGUAACAAUGAUUUCAGCAUUCAUUGUUUCCUUGUUUGCUUUCUUGCCUGAUUUUUGCACAGUUUCCUUGUUUGCUUUCGUGCCAGAUUUCCGCAACGUUAAUACUUGUGACUUUCCUUUCAUACGAAGGACAAUCAAGGAGGAGGCUAUUGCUGUUAAUGAAACUCAAGGUAUUACCCUUGAAACUGUUAAGGUUGCUAUUAAUCAGAAAACUAAUCCUGUUGAACAACUCGAGAAGCGAAAGCAAUCGGGAAGCAUCGGCUGCUGCAAGUCUUGUAAUUGCACCAAACCCGAAGUCCUUCUUCAGUCCGCGCUUGCACUUCGGAAUGACCUGCAAAGCCCCGAGGUGGAACUCGGGGUAGACACUCCGAUGCUUAAGUCAGCAAUAAUCGGGGCUACCUUUAGGACGGAGAUAAGAAAAGCUUAAG
Molecule: messenger RNA, 528 nt
Organism: Rubroshorea leprosula
Lineage: Eukaryota; Viridiplantae; Streptophyta; Magnoliopsida; Malvales; Dipterocarpaceae
Source: the annotation of a GenBank genome assembly